AUGCUGAGAAGCUUGUCAAUCGAGCCAUUCGAACGCCAAAGUUGCCCCGUCGAGCAGCUCGAGGUUCAAGUCGAAGCUAUACUGCCAACUACGGCGCCAGCGACAGUGGAUCGGACGAUUCCGAUAAUGAUGACGACGACGACGACGACGAUGAAUGAUUCGGACGACGAUGAGGACGAGGACGAUCAGUCCGACGAAGACGAGUUUGACGACAUUGAAGGCAACGACAAUCUGGACACCAAUCAUUCUACUGCUAAUGCUGCUAAUUCUGCUGAUGCUGCUGCUGGAUCAAGCAAUCAAGCCGCUGGCUCCAACGAUGGCCAGUCAAUGCUCGAAAUUUCCAGCGCUUCAUUGCUGCUGCUCGAGGGAUCGAUUCUGACCUUUGAGGCCGACGGAGAUCUCAGAAUCGUCGUCCCUCCAGAGUCGCGCGACGCGCUCAGACCUCUCAAGCUGCAUCGAUUUGUCAACUACGAGUGCAACAAAGACGACAGUUUGUUGACGCUUUUAUCGUCCGACCAACGAGCCAUGGUCUUUGAAGUGCAGCAGGGUGAUCAAGUCCUGUUGCUUGACACAGUCCGCAUGCAUUGGGUCUUGGUUCGGGAGCCAGGACGACAGCACUCGACCUUUUCACUCGAGCGGGCUCUCAAGGACGCGAGCUUUUGUGACAUUUCGUUCCAAGCUAGCGACGGAGUUGUUUUGCAGGCGCAUUCUGCGAUUCUCCAACUUCGGUGUCCUGAACUGGUUGGCAUGAUGAAAGACCCGGCAAAGGACAGCAUUCGGCUUGCAACCUUUGAUGCUGGAGUGUUGCGCGCGCUCUUGUUCUUUUUGUACACGGACACGGCGCCGCCAGAGCUCGUCAAGGUUGCAAGACCUCUUUCCCAACUUGCAAAGGCGCUGCACCUCCGUCGUCUUGAAGCCCAGUGCGUGCAGCUGUUUACGGAUGAUGCCGUUCUUGCAGAGGUCAUGACAUACACGCACGGAAUCGAAGCCAUCCUUCAGCAAAUCUUGGUUACUGCGCGUCGUCCUGAAGUGUCUCUGGAUCGUCCAGAGAUUGUGCUUGGCGUUGCAAAGCAGCAUGGCGCGGAUUUGUGCGUGGCUGGUUUGCUCUUCAUUCGGGGCGCGGACGUGCUUGGUCGUCGUCGAGCGUCGCUGAGCAGAGAGCAACAGAAGGUGCUGUAUACGAAUCUGCAAGAGUGGGCAUUGCGAUGCAUGGCAAUCUUGAAUCGCAUCAACCUUGAAGUUGGGCAUAAGCUCGCCACCGCCUUGCGACAGCAGAACGUCUCGUCGGUCGCGCUGCCCACGUCGCUGCAGCCGUACGUCGUGCAAGCCUUGCAGAGCAUCUCGUCCUUUGCCAAGGACCUGGGUGUCGGAUUGCGCACACUGGCCUCGGUCAUCAAGCAGUCUGAGGCUCAGAAUCGAAAGCGAAAGCAUGCUGAAGCGUCCUCAGCCGCGGGUCGUUCGGAGCGAUCAGGCGUUCUGCGGAGCAUGUCAGUCUUUGCCAAGUACCGCUCCUACGCCAAGCUCAAGUCCGCAUUCAAAAGCCUUCGAAAGUACUUGAAAGCCAUCCCAAAGGUGUGUGACAAAGUCUUGAAGGCAGAUCCAUCCAAGCAACGAGAGCGCAUUACGGGCGCCCUGUUAUACAUGCGCGAUUCCGUGCUUCAGGAUGACGAAGAGGAGUUUACCAGAAACCUUGAGCGGUCAUUGCGCGGUUCUCGGCUGAAGAAGCUCAUCUCGGCAACCACCCAAGGCGUUUCCAUGGGUUUGAACCAGUUCAUUGAGCACCCCGAGGCCGUUCAACCGCUUAUCAAGCGCCUCCGCGAUCAAGUGCAGUCCAAAGAGUUUGACAUGCAACUGGUGGCCUUGAACUUGCUAAGUGCCAGCGAGGUCGACAGCAUGGAUGCGCUCGCUGCCUCCACCAGCGCGGACAGCACUGGCCGAAUGGUCGAGGAAGAGCUGGUCGACGACGUGGGCAUCUCCUUCCUUUCAAGCAUGCAGCAGCUGUACACUGAAAGGGACGCCACUGGCGACAUGUCUUUUGUGUUGUCCGACGGCUCCGCUGUUCCAGCCCAUCGAGUCGUCGUUGCCUCAGCCAGCGAGUGGAUUCAUGCUGCUUUGACAAACGGCAUGCAGGAAGCGCUGAAUCGUCAAAUCUCGAUGCCUGACAUCCCUCCAGAAAGCUUCAUGCUGUUUCUCAACUAUCUCUACACUGGCGACCUCGACCUGUCCACGUCCGAGACGGCUGCCGUCGAUCUCCUAGAGUUGGCAGAGCGGCUCGCCAUGCCACUUGUGCGCGAGACUUGCACUCAGUACUUGCUGAAAAGCAUUGACGAGGACAAUGCCAUUGCUCUUGUGACGGUCGCAGACCGCUUUUCCAUCCCCAAGCUACAGGCCGCCGCGAUGGACUUUAUCGUUUCUCAUGGCGACGUUAUCAUGCAAGAGGACAUUCAAGAACUCGAUCCUCAUUGCGCUGCCGAGUUGCAGCGCCGUGUUGUCCAGCAUCAGCAACACCUGGAAGCUGCUUUGCAACGACAAAAGGAGCGAGAUGAACAAAUCAAGCAAGCGGAGCUUCUGGGCAACCUGGUCGUCCCUUCGUUCGGGACAGAGCCGCCUGAAUUGGAAUUUCCAGAAGAGACAAUCUCAGUGGAUGAUGGCGUGGCCGUUUCCUCCCUUGUGGCUGAGAUGCAAGCAAUCGUUGGAGAAGAUGUGCCCGCCGCUCGUCUUGAGCAUCACCUUCGCGCGGCCAACUUUGAUGUGAAUCGUGCUGUAAACUUUUUCUUUUCAGAAUAA
Messenger RNA from Capsaspora owczarzaki ATCC 30864, 2787 nucleotides. RefSeq lists its product as hypothetical. NCBI's taxonomy places the organism in Eukaryota, Filasterea, Ministeriida, Capsasporidae. Gene Ontology annotation, biological process: regulation of proteolysis; proteasome-mediated ubiquitin-dependent protein catabolic process. The transcript is spliced from 8 exons. The record is from RefSeq and is a predicted model, not a curated record. Bases 1 to 2787 code for a protein of 928 amino acids. Gene Ontology annotation, cellular component: cytoplasm. Gene Ontology annotation, molecular function: ubiquitin protein ligase binding.